Messenger RNA from Xyrichtys novacula (pearly razorfish), 405 nucleotides. Lineage: Eukaryota; Metazoa; Chordata; Actinopteri; Labriformes; Labridae. The record is from the annotation of a GenBank genome assembly.
AUGCGAAAAACUUCAACAAUUGCCACGAAUUCAAGUUCAAAAAACACAACAAAUUCAAGUUCAGGAAACACCACAAACCCAAGUUCAACAAUUGCCACAAAUUCAAGUUCAAAAAACACCACAAACUCAAGUUCAAAGAAGGCCAUGACCUCAAUUUCAACAAUUGCCAAAAACUUCACGUUCAACAAUUGCCAAAAAAUCAAGUUCAAUAAACACCUCAAUCUCAAGUUCAACAAAGACCACAACUUCAAGUUCAACAAACACCAGAAUCUCAAUGUCAUCAAACACCAAAAGUCAAGUUCAACCAUACCACAAACUUAUGUUCAAACAAACCUUAAACUCAAGUUUUACAAACACCACAAACCCAAAUUCAACAGUUGUCGCAACUUCAAGUUCAACAAAUGA